Molecule: messenger RNA, 1383 nt
Organism: Penicillium atrosanguineum
Lineage: Eukaryota; Fungi; Ascomycota; Eurotiomycetes; Eurotiales; Aspergillaceae
Product: glycoside hydrolase family 76 protein
Exons: 4
Coding region: 1-1383 (460 amino acids)
Biological process (GO): fungal-type cell wall biogenesis; carbohydrate catabolic process
Molecular function (GO): mannan endo-1,6-alpha-mannosidase activity
Source: RefSeq, a predicted model, not a curated record
AUGCAUGUGCCAGGCGUCUGGUCUCUGUGGAAGGGCCUGCUACUCACACUGCUUCUGUCUAACAGCGUGAAUGCUAUUGAUAUUGAUGUCACCGAUGAGGAUUCCCUCAAAGAUGCCGCCAGUACGAGCGUCUAUGCGAUGAUGACAUACUAUAAGGGCAAUGAAACCGGUCAUAUCCCUGGAGCCUUUGCAUCGAAAUGGUGGGAGGGAGCCGCACUUUUCUUGGCCCUGCUACACUAUUGGCAUUUUACCGGCGACACCACCUAUAAUGAACAAUUGAGUGUGGGAAUGGAGUGGCAAGCAGGAGACUGUGAUUAUAUGCCCAGCAAUUACAGUUCUUACCUGGGAAAUGACGAUCAAAUGUUCUGGGGCUUGGCAGCUAUGACUGCCGCUGAGCUGCAAUUCGCAGACUCUACCGUGGGCGAAGGAUACUCAUGGCUGGCGCUUGCUCAGGGUGUUUUCAACACACAGGUCGCCCGGUGGGAUACCACAAAGUGUGGUGGUGGAAUGCGCUGGCAGAUUUGGAGUUGGGAGUCAGGUUAUACGAUGAAAAACGCGAUCUCUAACGGCGGCUUAUUCCAACUCUCCGCGCGCCUCUAUCGCUAUACUGGCUCAGAAACCUAUGGCAAAUGGGCUCGCAAAAUCUGGGAUUGGUCGGUGAGCUCACCUCUCCUGAGCAACUCGACUUGGAACGUGGCCGAUUCGACUGAGAUGUCGGACGAUUGUACCACCCAAGGAAAUACUCAGUGGUCCUAUAACUAUGGCACAUACCUGAUGGGUGCUACCUAUAUGUAUAACUAUACAAAUGGAACCGAGCAAGCGACAUGGAAAACGGCGGUCAGUGGCCUAUUGAACCAGACAUUGGACAAAUUUGCCCCGAAUAGCAAUGGCGGGAUUUUGGAGGAGAUAGUAUGUGAACCAUCAGAGGUUUGCAACAACAACGAAAUCCUUUUCAAGGGUCUUGUAUCUGGGUGGCUCUCUUUCACCGCUCUGCUGGCGCCCUUCACUUUUGACACCAUCUUGCCCAAGCUACAAACCUCAGCGCAGGCUGCUGCGAAGUCUUGCACAGGUCAUGACAACAAUACUUGCGGUGUCCGCUGGUACAAGUCUGUAUACGAUGGAUGGAUUGGCAUGGAGGAGCAGAUCAGUGCCACCAAUAUCUUUGUCGCUAACUUGAUCAACUUCGAAACUUCUGCCCCAGUCACGUCGACAACCGGCGGCAACAGUACUAGCAAUCCUACAGCUGGUACAAACGAUACGGACAGCAGCACUAACACUCUCUCAACAAUCACUACUGCUGAUAAAGCUGGCGCCGGAAUUGUGGCUGUUCUUUUUGUUUUUGGUUGGGUCGGUUUGAUGGGUUGGACUGUAAUGGGCGGUUAA